UUAUUUUUCUGCAAGGUGGGAGACUUUGGUUUGGCAAGAUGGCAACCUGAUGGGGAGACUGGAGUUGAAACGAGAGUAAUCGGAACAUUUGGGUACUUGGCUCCUGAAUAUGCUCAAAGUGGACAGAUCACAGAAAAGGCGGACGUUUACUCAUUUGGUGUGGUACUGGUCGAACUUGUUACUGGACGUAAAGCAGUUGAUCUUAACAGGCCUAAAGGCCAGCAAUGUCUAACUGAAUGGGCACGUCCUUUAUUGGAUGCUUAUGCCAUCCGUGAACUGGUCGAUCCACAGCUCGGGAACAAGUACUCAGAACAUGAGGUGUACUGCAUGUUACAUGCCGCUUCUUUGUGCAUACGCCGGGAUCCUCAGGCGAGGCCUCGCAUGUCUCGGGUGCUUAGGAUACUUGAGGGUGAUGUUAUUAUGGAUUCAAAUCGAAUGUCCAUACCUGGGUAUGACGUGGGCAGUCGGAGUGGCAGGAUCUGGUCAGAUUACCAGCUGCCACACGAACGACAUAGUGGUCCAAUGCUAAACGAGGCAUUGGAAGGAUUUAAUUCUAAAUUGUCACUCAGCACAAGAUCUAACUUCUCGGAAAGAGACAAGGCCAGGACUUCGUAUAAAGACGAUCUGUGAAUGGCUUUCAACAUGAACUUUGGGCACAAUAUUCCGUCAAUAGUACGUCUGCUGGUCAUUUUUGUUCAAUGCCAUUAAGAUUUUGUAUUUUGUAUAGCAUUCGCAUCGACAAAUUCUGUAAUUCGACCAGAAAUUGGUUUGAUAGCCAUUGACCAGUUUAGAACUAGUCUACAUGUUAUUGGUUGGAUGGAUGGAAGCAAUCUUAGCAAUGAUGUGAAUUUUUUUGUGAGGUUUAAUUUCUCUCUCUGUGGUUCAGAUAUUCAGUUCUUGUAAACACAGAUGCAGCUUAAAUCCCCAAAACUAUUCUGAGUAAAAUUUCGAGGAAUUCCCUCU
Messenger RNA from Olea europaea var. sylvestris, 963 nucleotides. RefSeq names its product inactive protein kinase SELMODRAFT_444075-like. Gene Ontology annotation, molecular function: ATP binding; protein kinase activity. The transcript has 4 exons. The record is from RefSeq and is a predicted model, not a curated record. The annotation marks the transcript as partial. NCBI's taxonomy places the organism in Eukaryota, Viridiplantae, Streptophyta, Magnoliopsida, Lamiales, Oleaceae. Gene Ontology annotation, biological process: protein phosphorylation.